Messenger RNA from Cinara cedri, 9640 nucleotides. NCBI's taxonomy places the organism in Eukaryota, Metazoa, Arthropoda, Insecta, Hemiptera, Aphididae. The record is from the annotation of a GenBank genome assembly.
ACAGAGGAAAACAAAUCAAUUUCCUUGUUCCUGUGGAGUGAGGUCUUUGGAUGUCAGAUGUUGAAUAUUAGAUGUGCGGGACUAGAAAAAAUGGAAAUUAAGAAAAAUCAAUAAGUUUAAUCAUAAGUAUAAUCAGUCAGGGAUAGUGCCUAGCGCUAUUUGAGGACUGCGGUUAUGCCUCAUCGGAAUAUCUGAUCAAUAAAAGGUUAUUCGUCUUUUUCAACUUAUCACUAACAAUUGUCGAAAUCAACAAUUACAUUUCACGCGUAUACAUAACAUUGUUAAUUUUGUAUUUCUAUUACAAAUUACGAUGAAAGAAAUAGAAAAUACCGAAAAAUCUGGUAAGUUUUGAUUCUAAAUUAAAAUUUAAUAAAUAAUGGGUUUAAUAAAGUGAACUCUAGACUAGAGUACUGUAUUUACUGUAGGGUUUCAGUUUUAUAAAUUAUUAGAAUCGUUUUUUAAGUACUUAUUUGAUAAUCUCUAUAAUAUUUUGGCCAAAUCCAAAAUAUGUCUUUUAAUAUUUUACAUCGUUGAUGCCUACAUUUUAAUUACUAUAGCUCAAGAGGAAAGUUCCAAUGACAAUGAAGUACCUAAAAAAUCUUAUAAAAUUAAUGUAAAAGGUAAAAGACGAAAAAAAUGUUUACGUGACAAAGCAGCUCCAAGACCUCCUCUAUCUGGUAUGUAAUGGAAAAUUUAGGUUUUAAAUUAAAUGAAAAUAGGUUUUUUAUAUUUUUAUAUUUACAGGGUAUAUACGAUUUUUAAAUGAUAGACGAGAUCAAUUUCGUUCUGAAAAUCCCAAUAUGUCAUUUGCAGAAGUUACUAAAGUAUUAGCAACUGAAUGGAAUCAGUUACCUGCAGAUAAAAAACAAGUAAUUUUUGAUAAAUAAUUAACACAUUGAAACAUAGAUAAUACAUAUAUAUAUAUAUAUAUAUAUAUUUAUAUGUAUAAUAAUUAUUAUUUAAUACCUAUCCAUUAGAAUUAGUUCUAAUAUUAAAAGUAUCCUAUUUUAUUGUUUUUAAUUAUUUCAGCAAUAUCUUUCAGCAGCUGAACAAGAACGAGAAAAAUAUGUAAAAGAAUUAGAAGCAUAUAAGAAAACUGAUGCUCACAGAAAUUUUGUUCAACGCAAAUUAAAAAAAAAGAAAGUCCAUACUGCUGAAAAAGAAGUUAGUACAUAACUAUUUGUUUUUUUUUUUUUUUUUAAUCACUUGAUUUUAACCUGUUGGUAAUUUUACAUAUUUUUACACCAUUCAAAAAGAGUGAGGUUAACUAUAACAUCUUUAUAGAUGGGCAAAACUUUUGAUAGUUUUUUUUUUUUUUUUACGAUGUUUGCUGUUUUAACUUAAACAUUUUUUUAUAACAAAAAAAAAACAACCCACACCUGGUUUUAUACACCUGGCCACCUGCGGGGGGGGAAUUAAAUUUAUUACUAUUCUAUAGUCAUAAACAUUAUAUCCAUAUUAUAUUAGUAUUAUACAAAGUAUAUAAAUUUAAAGUGUUUACUUAUUUUAGACAUAAGGAGUAGAGGUAAAAAUUGAAAAUAUUGUUAGUGUAUAGCUUUAACAAUUCCAUAGUUAUUUUUAAAAAACACAAUUAAAAUUUAUUUUAAAUUACUUGAGAAAAUUGCUGGUUCAUGAAAAAUUGAUCUCUUUAUAUUUAUAAAAUAAAAGUUAUAGUAUGCACAACUACUUUAACUAUUUAUCUGUUGCUUACAAUUUCUAAUUAGAUUGUACUAUUUUAAUUUGAUUUUCGUUGAAAGGAUGUUACACAUAUCUUUGUUGUUUCCGACUUCUAAAUAUACAACAAUAGCAAAUUAUUAUUAAUAUGGAUAACAUUGUGCUGUUAGUUUUAAUAUUAUUUAUUUCUUUUUCAAAUAAACGACAGUUGGUCCUAUUAUAAUGAAAUAAUGUAUUGAUAAGUACAAAGUAAAGUUAUGAGUACCUAAACUACACUAAAAAAAAAGAAGAAUAAAAAGAUACAACAAAUUAUGAUAUUGGUUUAGAACAUAAAUUCAAAUAAAAUUAAGUUAAAUGGCUGUUAAUAAUAACAUAUAUAUUUAUUACCCACAGUCAUCGGGAGAUUGGCAGGGCAAUUCGUAAUAUAGUUCUUAUUUGAGGAUAUUUGGUAAAAGGAUUUAGGGUCUGUGGUAUUGAUGGAAUUAAUUCUAAAUUAGAUUAGAAAGAAAAGUUCAAGGCAAUCAGUAAAACCUAAUAUUAAGUUGUAUAAAGAUUUGGAGUGCAACAAUAAACGCCUGUCAUAAGAGUAGAGUAAUUGGUUUAAAAAAUUAAUAUUGUUGUAUGGCUCAUGAAUAGGUCUAUGAAUAUUGAACUGAAUGGUAAAAAUUAUUUUGUAUUGACUAUGUUUCCAUUUUGUUUAAUUGUAUUAUUGAUCCAAAUUAUAGGGCAAUAUUCGAGAUUAGAACGGAGAGAGAGCAGUAAAAUGUUUUUGGGGCGGUUGGGUUAUUAAAUGAUCUACAUGUUUUUUUUAUGAAUCUUAAAUUAUGCAUUGCUUUAUUUUUAAUCAUUUCAGUGUGGUGGGAGAAAUUAAGUUUAGAAUUGAAUAACACUCCAAGAUCAUUGGAAUUGUGUAAUAAUUAGAGAGUUCUUCCUGAUAAAGAAUAAUCAAAUAGGAUUGGGUUCUUUUUUUGGGCGUAGCACAUGAAUUUACACUCGAUAUUUAAAACAAGGCAGUUAUUUUCAGACCAUUCCUCUAGAUUAUUGAUAAUCUAUAAAUUAGUGCGUCCCGAUACGUUUUUAUGAUAUUCAAAAGUUUUGCGUCAUCAGCGAAUAGAAACAGUUAAGAAUACUUGAUGAUAUUUGGAAGAUCGUUAUAAAUGUUAAAAAACAAAGUAAACAGAUGGUCACACAGGGGACACCUGAGCUUAAUUAAAUUGGGGAAGGUUUAAAAAUUGUAAUAUAUUUAAAAAUUUUGUGAAGGUUUCUCUAUUCUGAAAAAGUAUAAUUAUAAUUUUUUUUACAUAACAAUUGUCUACUAUUUUGCCACUUAAAACAAUUAUUUAGAUAAUCAUCGAAAACAAUGUAUAAGUAUUAUAAAAAAAAAAAUAUUCAUAUAGUUAUUUUUCAUUCACUUAUGGAUAAUUAUAAACUAGUUAGUUCUCUCCUUGUCCAUAUUAGGCCCGAACCAAAAAUAUAAUCUAAAAAUGCAAAGCAACAGGCAAGUAAAAGCAUAAGCAAAUAAUAAUAAUAAUAGUAAUUAAUACCAUAGUACUAAUAUUAUAAAUGCGAAAGUAACACUGACUGUUAACUUUUCAUGUCUAACAUAGUGAACAGAUUUAAAUCAACAAAAUUAAAUUAUUUUUGUUGAUUUAUGUGUUAUCUUUGUAAUAUAGAUGAAAUAAAACAAAAGUUAUAGCAAAAAAAUAAAUAAUAAAGUAGUCCAUGUUAGGGUAAUAAUAGGGUAAUAAGGGUAAUAAUAGCAUAGUGAUAAUUUUUUUUUUUAUUUCUUUUGGCAUGGGCAAAACUGCGGGGGAUAGCUAGUAUUAUAUAAACAAAUAAAUAAUUUAAUAUACAUGAUUUUAGUAGUACAUUCAAGAUUCUGAACAAGAUUUUGAGAAAUGUAUUUUAUUAAUAAGUAUAAGAAUAAAUACAUUUAGGUUGAUUUAUUAUCUUAUACUAUUACCUGAAGAGUAUUAAAACAGCAGUUUGUAAUCUGAUCACAAAAACAUUAACAUUAAAAAGUUCUUCAAAUCAUCCCAUUACUUUACCCCUCAUUUAUGCUACUGGUAAUAUUACAUAUAAUAAAGUUGUAUAAUCUCAUUAAAAAAAAUAAAACUUAAUUAUUGAUAGUUACUGUUCUUUAGUUUAUAUUAUAGAUAAUACUAUGAAAUGUCUGAUCUUUUAUUUUUUUAUUUUUUUUUUCUUAUCAAAUUAUUUAUUUUUAUUUGAAUAAUGAGAAUAAAUAAAUACAUAAAAAAAUGUGAAAAAUAAAAUAUAUUAUGCCAAGUAUAUUAAAUGUUUGAAAAUAAUUACCUACUAGCUCAUUAUCCAGUUGAAAUAGGUUAACUGCCAAGUUUUGUGAUCUAUAUUUACAACAAGGGCACCCAAAUUUUAUUCAACCCACAUAAUUAAAUGAUUUCCUAUUCUCACUUUUAAAGCAUACCGAAUCAAACAACUGAUUAUAAAUUUACAUAAAUUAAUCUGAUUUAAAUUGAUUACAUUUUUAUAAUUAUUCAAAAUUUGGUGCCAAAACUUGAUUCUUAUGCAGCUCUUUGUCUGUUGAAGUGUAUACUUGUGAUACAUACUAUUGAAUUUUAAACUUGAACUGUCAUUGUUUAAACUACAAUUAUUGUAAUAUUGAGUUAGUUUUUGAAACUUUCAAAACAUUAUUUUUCUUUUGAAAUUAUUUAAUAUUAACAGUUUUUAUUCUAAAAAUUGUGCUUCUAUUCCAAUAGUUUCUUAUUUAAAUAAUUAUUUUUUUAUUUUAAUGUGGAUAUUAGUUAACAAUAUUACAAUAAUUUUAUCUGAAAGAGGCAAAGAAUUGGCCCUAGUGAAUUUAUACAAAUAUAAACCAAUUAAAGAACAAAAAAAAAGAUAAUCUUUUAAGAUUGAAGUGUAUCAAUAAUAAAUGUUCAACAAUAAUAUUCUCAGGUUUAGAUAAACUGAAAAUGGCAACAUCAUAGUUUUUUAUGCUCAAUCAUCUAGGUUUUCGUUUUUGUUUCUAUAUCCUUUGUAUCUUGACCAAUUUGCUCAAUUAUAUCAAAAAAAAAACGUAUUUCAUGCUCAAGCCUAAUGUAGCCCUAAAAUGUAUAUCUGGAUAAGUGAAUGAGAAAUGGUGUAUAAAUUAAUACAUUUUAAUUAUGAACAUGCGACUGAUAUGUUCACAGUUUCUUAACAAAAUAUAAUUUUGUAAUCAUUUAUAAAUUUAAAAAUGUAUUAUUAUUGUCCCUUUUAUUUAUUUAUAAUUUAUUAACGACUACUUGGGCAAUUUGUAAAGAUGUAAAAACAAAACAUUUUGAUUGAAAAUUCAUAGAUUUGAAGAAUAAAAUGUUUUAGUGUAGGUAGUUAUAAAUGAUAUCUCCAGAUAGACUUUUAGAAGUAGUCUUUGUGACAGUAAACAGUGUACCUUCAUUCUUUGCUGUUUUUAACUAUGGUUUUUGUAUGAUAUAAAGUGCUCUGUAGAUCAAUAGGCCAGUAUAUUUAUUUUUUAACAACUAACAGAAUUAAUACUGACUGUUGGUAUAGGCAGUAGUGGCAGUACAAUUAUGAAGCACAUCAACAAUAUGCAUAAAUGUGAAAACAAAGUAUGUUUGAAACAUUUUGUACACCACAUAUAAUAUGCGUGAUUAUGAAAAGGGCAUAAUGAAAUAGUUUUUUUUUUUUAUUAGCGUUUACUUGAUUCAAAAUCAUAUUUUAUUAGCAAUGAUUUAUCAUUGUAUAUAGAUAUUAUAAAUUAAAUAACUAUGUAUCCAAUUCCUAUCCCUAUCCCACCUCAGUAGUGAUACAUAAUCAUCCAUUAACAGUUUCAGUCCUUUUUUUUUUAUUGUUUAUAAUUAUUUUUGUAUAUUUAUUAUUGUAUUGUUUUUUUGUUUUAGAAUCCUGAAUUAGAAAAAGAAAAACCACCCAGUGAUGACGGUAAAACAGUAUUUGACAUACCAAUAUUCUCUGAAGAAUUCCUUAAUUUUAAUAAAGGUUAGUAUAUUUGUUAUACUAUUUAGUUUUGUUUAUUUCAAAAUUUUUUUUUUUUUAGCUAGAGAAAGUGAACUAAGGUAUUUACGUAAAACAGUAACUGACCAGGAACAAGAAGUUUCUAUUUUAGAUAAACAUAUAGAAAAUUUGAAUGUGGGUAUUAACAAGCUUACAGAUAACACAGAAAUAGCAAAAUAUACAUAUGAAAUUGAUAAAGAACAUUUAAAUUAUUUACGAUCUAAAUUUCUCGAAGCAUUAGCUCACACCUCGUUACCAGGUAAUUGACGUUUAACAGUUGUAAACCCGAAUACAUAUUUAUUAUAACGAUAAUUUUAAAUAAGCACAAUCUUUAGAUCAUCUAAGAAGGACAAAUUACAUCUAAUUAUAUUUUAGUUCGCCUUGUCAAUUGUGCAAAAUUAAUAGUAAAUGGGAGAUGUCAAAGGAUCGGCUGUCUAAAGUUUAAACUGCUCGUAGUAUAACACUUCCACAUUAUUGACUAUAAAUAUAAUAAUAAAGCUAUUAGUUUUAUAAAGUUGGAUUUUUUUUUUUUUUCGGAUAAUAGGUAUGGUUUAUACAAAUCAUCUAAUUUUAUUCUAUAAUUAAACGCUUUGUUCAAGUGUUUUUUUUUUUUUUUUUGUUAAAAAUAUAAUCCUUAUUUAAUUUUUUUAGUUACUGGGGCAGGAUAAAUAUAUUUUUGAUAAACUAAAAUAUUAUUUAGUAUAUUCAUCAAUAAUAUAUUUUCUAAAAUGUAUUUAUUUUUAUUCAAAAGUUAAAAGAGUAUAGACACUUUCUGUUUUGAUUUAAACAUCAAUAAUGCACAUAACCUUUUUAUAAAUUAUACUAACAGAGUCAAUAUUAUAUUCAUGCUGCCACUCAUACUUAACAUUUUAUAAAUGUAGGUUAAAAGCCUUAUCAAACAGACUGUGUUCUUAACACUAUCACUAUCAUUAUCACCGAUGCUACACACAUCAUAGAAACCAAAGCAUAGAGUUGUAUUAGUUGAAGAAUAGUAGUAUUGUUCAUACGUUUGCAAGGUGUGGUGUGGCAAUGUUUAGAACUUUUACAUGCAUUAAUCAAAAGUCAUCAAAAGAGGAAAUGGAUCCAUAUAAAUUAAAUAAAUAAAAAGAAAGACAGUUAUGGUGAAUACCACCAUUUAUGUGUGAACUGAAGUCACAUAAAGACCGUUUUUAUUUAUAAUUUUGGAUAUCCCAGGACAGUAUCUUCAUUGGUUAUUACUAUUUAUUUUAAUAUAUACUUUUUUCUUCACCGUUAUUUGAACUCCAAAAAUAACGCACUAUCAUGUGUGAUUUUGUAAUUUUGUUUAACGUCACGUUCAGUCGAUAUGAUUUGUAAUUGAAUACAACUAGACAAUUUAUAAUACAAUCUUAAUACUGCUUUCAUGCACAUGAAUGACAUGUUUUGUUUGAUAAGAUCUUCAUGAAAUAGAUACCAUAAUAGAUUGAUUAAAUUAUUAUUAAUUUUUUUUUUUUUUUUUUCAAAUUUACAUAUUAUUAAACUAUCUUUUUAUAGCUGUUUAAUAAAAAUGAAUACAAUUGAAUAUGCACAAUGUUUGGAUCAUCUAAGAAGGACAAAUUGCAUCUAAUUUUAUUUUAGUUUGCCUUGUCAAUUGUGCAAAAUUAAUAGUAAAUGGGAGAUGUCAAAGGAUCGGCUGUCUAAAGUUUAAACUGCCCGUAGUAUAACACUUCCACAUUAUUGACUAUAAAUAUAAUAAUAAAACUAUUAGUUUUACAGAGUUGUAUUAUUUUUCUCAGAAAAUGUAUGGUUUAAAAAAUGAUUUAAUUUAAUUAUAUAAUUAAACACUAAGAUCAAGUGUUUUUUUAACUAUUAGGGUGGUAUGAAUAUACGUUUAAUAACCGAAAAAAUUAUUUAGCACAUUCAUCAAUAAUAUAUUUUCAGAAUUGUAUUUAUUUUUAUUCAAAAGUAAUUAGUAAAAAUUAAAAGAGUAUACAGACUAUCAUUUUGAUUGAAACAUCAAUGAAACCCAUUUUUUUUUUCUAAAUUAUACCAACAAAAUCAACAUUAUAUUUAUGCCACCACUCAUAUCUGGUACUAUUUCAUAUAUAUAUAUAUAUAUAUAUAUAUAUAGGUUAAUAAAAAUAAAUACUUUAGUAGAUUGAUUAAAUCAUUUUUUUCCAAAUUUACAUAUUAAUAAACUUUAUUAUUAUUGCUAUUUAAUAAAAAUAUGAAUACAAUUGAAUAUGCACAAUUUUUAGAUCACUUCUAACAAUUUUUAAUAAAAUAAAUAAAUUGUAUAUUACACUCAUAUUAUUAUGUGAAAUUAUUAGUUUUUACUUUUUAAACUUUUAAAUAAUAGUUUUGAAAUGUCUCUUUAUAGUUCAUUUAGUUUACAUUUACAAAUAUUAAUAGCAUCUUUAAUAUGUUAUAUUACAAAAAUUUAUAUAUUUUAAAAUGUUAUUUAUUAAUAAUACUUUCUUUAGGUAACAUUGAAUCGCCUACUAUUGAGACUAUUGAUGAUUACGUGAUACAUUUAGGAAAACUCAUCAAAUCUUCUACAGAUCCUUCCUUAAUUGCUAUUUUGAAGAAAGCUAUUAACAAAAUAGAUGUAAUUUAAUUAUAUUAAUAAUAUGUCUAUUCAAUUUACUUUAAACGUAAGUUUUAUAUAUUCUUUUUUAAAUAUAAUUUAAUAUUUAAUAAAUAAUAAAUAUAUUAUUUAUUAAAAACUUAAGGUAUUAUAAUAUAUUAUAGUUAAACUUAAAUUGUUAAUAUUUCAAACAUUUCACUGUCCUUAGAAUUUAAUGUUUAAACAAUGUAGAAAAAAUAUGUUUAACUUAAAUUCAUGGAUAACUCAAAUUUAUUUACCAAUCCUCCCAACUUUAAGUAGAUCAAGUUAUAUUGUAAUUUUUUUAUUUGGUAAUUUCUUAAUUCCUUUUGAUGAUAACUAAAAUAAGUAUAAAUUAUUUGUUAUAAGCAUUUAAUAUUUAGUCAAUUACUUCGUAAAAGACCAUAAGCACCAUUUUUCAAAUUGUUAAGAAAGUCUAAAAAACAUCUAUCCACUAAGUAUUAUAAUCCAACAAUGUUAUUUAUUCGCUCAGAAUCAAAAACUGUUAAUUUUACAAAAUCUAUAUUGAAUUAUAAAGAAAACUGCGAAAAAACAAAUUAAAAAUUACUAUCAUGUAUCAAUAUUAUAGAAUUGAUGUUAGUAACUAUAUUUUAUUUUUUUUGAAAUUCAAGUUUGUAGAAAAUAACCAAAUUCAGUAUAGGGAUUGAUUUUAAAAUAUUAGGUGGUUAAAAAUUAUAUUUCUGAAUUUAAUAUUUUCCGAGCUAUGUGGGUUUUAAUGUCAUGUACUUUUAAUAUGGAUGGUUUUAUGAAAUUUACUAUAGUGUAAACUAUUUAAGUCAUAACUGAAGUCUAUUGAAUUUGGUCGAAAGUGAUAAAGAUUGAACUCUCUAACAGUCUCUUGAAACUUUCUAUCUGAAAAUAACUACCAUUAUAACUUAUAUAAAUCAAUGGUGCUUACCGCCUUUUACAGUGAUAGAAAAAUCAUGACACUUAAGUCAAAAUUGAUUUAUAAAUUAUUAUUAUGCCUUGAUGAUUACACCUUAAACAUAAAUCAUUGAUUUCUGGUUAAAAAAAAAAGAUAUUGAUGUUUAGAUCUAUGUUUCAAUUUACAUAUGUAUAUUUAUGCUAUUUGCAAUAAUAAGCAAAAAAGUCAAUUUUCCAAAAAUGGCUGCUUACACCCUUUUACCUACUAACCGUCAAUAUUCACUGAGAAUACCCUUAGGUUAACAGCAUAUUUUAUUAAUGUGUUUUACUAUAUGAUACUAAAUUUAAAAACAAAUAUGCUAUGCAUAUAUAACUAUUUGGUUUAUAUCUAUACAAUUAUUUUUUAAAAUGUUAAGUCUGUGAUAAAGUUUUAAUAUCCAAUACAAUAAGUUACUAUAGAUUAUAAUAAAUAAAUAUAUUAUACACAAAAUAUUGUGUGUUACAAAUAUAUUUAGUUUUAUUAUUUUUGAA